AUGGUUUUAAAGGGUCAUAAAAAUCUUAUUAGUACUAAUUUCAGAUCAACAGUAUCUAUUGUUAAGAAGUCUAAAGCAACGGAUGUUUCGACGUCGACCGCUCCUACAUCUGAGAAAGAAGACAAGAAACCAGGGAAUGCCACUGUAAUCCGUAUCAUAAUUGGAGUUACCAACCUCAUCUUUCUGAUUAUCCUUAUUUUCUGGGGUCUCGCUUUGUGCACAGGGCUUCACAUUGCAGACGUGGCAUUUAUCAAUAACAUGUUUAUGGGUUGA
Messenger RNA from Caenorhabditis briggsae, 273 nucleotides. The record is from RefSeq and is a predicted model, not a curated record. NCBI's taxonomy places the organism in Eukaryota, Metazoa, Nematoda, Chromadorea, Rhabditida, Rhabditidae. The transcript is spliced from 2 exons. Bases 1 to 273 code for a protein of 90 amino acids.